UGUUACAAAAAUGGCAACAGAGUCGAUUUUACAAGUCUCUGUAAUAUCAGUUUUGGAAGAAGUUCUUCAACAGCAAGGAACUCGAAUUCGUGACAUUAAUUUGGCUUCAAGAAAAGCAGAGGAAUCUUCUUUGAGAAGAUAUGAAGCUGCACGGUGGCUGAGAAAAACGGUUGGUGUUGUUGGAGGUAAAGACUUGCCGGCUGAGCCUUCUGAAGAAGAAUUCAGGCUCGGAUUGCGAAGUGGCAUAAUCCUUUGCAACAUUCUUAACAAGGUUCAACCUGGAGCUGUGCCAAAGGUUGUAGAAGGAGCUUGUGAUUCUGUUAUUAUUCCUGAUGGGGCUGCUCUAUCAGCAUACCAAUACUUUGAAAAUGUGAGAAACUUUCUUGUAGCUAUCGAGGAAAUGGGGAUUCCAACUUUUGAAGCCUCUGAUUUGGAACAGGGUGGGAAAUCUUCAAGGAUUGUUAACUGUGUUCUAGCACUAAAGUCUUACAGUGAAUGGAAAAAAAGUGGUGGAAUUGGUUCAUGGAAAUAUUCAGCAAAUUCCAAACCCUCAAGCUUCGGGUCAGGGAAACACUUCGUACGAAAAAACAGUGAACCAUUCAUGAAUUCCAUUUCAAGGACUGUGUCAUUGGGUGACAAGUCUGUGGAUAGCUUGUGUAAUGAUAAACAGUCAGACCUCAGUGAAGCAGCUUCCGUCCGUUCUUUGCAAAUGCUAGUUCGUGCAGCUCUUUCAGAUAAGAAGCAAGAAGAAAUUCCAAUGAUUGUGGAAUCUGUGUUCAAUAAAGUCUCGGAGGAGUUCGAGCGUCGCUUGGCAAGCCACAAUGAACUGAUUAGAGCUGCUACUGCAAAAAAUAUGGAAGAGUCUGUCCCUGAUAAUUCUCUUUCACGAACUCCUUCAUGUGAUGACAAGAUUAGAGCUGCUACUGCGAAAAAUAUGGAAGAGUCUGUCCCUGAUAAUUCUCUUUCACGAACUCCUUCAUGUGAUGACAAGAUUAGAGCUGCUACUGCAAAAAAUAUGGAAGAGUCUGUCCUUGAUAAUUCUCUUUCACGAACUACUUCAUGUGAUGACAAGGUUAAAGUAGAGGCCCCAGCUGAGGAAAUUGUUGAUGAUCAAUCAUCAACAGAAUCAGAGAAAAUGGAACCUUAUUAUGGAAAGUCCAAUAGUACUGAUAAGGAAUCAAAAAGACAUCUUUUGAAACUGCAGAUAAUGGUUGAACAGAAACAACGAGAUAUUCUGGAACUGAAGCAUUGCCUUCAUACCACAAAAGAGGGUAUGCAAUUUUUGCAAAUGGCGUACCGUGAAGAAUUUAUCAGUCUAGGUAAACACUUGCAUAGUCUAGCUUAUGCUGCUUCAGGAUAUCAGAGAGUUCUUGAAGAAAACCGCAAGUUAUACAAUCAAGUGCAGGACCUGAAAGGGAAUAUAAGAGUAUACUGCCGGGUAAGGCCAUUCUUGAGCGGGCAAUCGAACAGUUUGAGUUCUGCAGACCACAUAGAUGACACAACUAUCACAAUCCUCACCCCUUCAAAAUAUGGAAAGGAGGGAAGGAAAUCAUUUACCUUUAACAAAAUUUUUAGUCCUUCUGUAACCCAAGCUGAGGUUUUCUCCGAUACUCAACCUUUGAUUCGGUCUGUGCUUGAUGGUUAUAAUGUUUGUAUAUUUGCUUAUGGCCAAACAGGAUCAGGGAAAACUUAUACCAUGACCGGGCCUAAGAAGCUCACCGAGGAAGAUUUAGGCGUAAACUACAGGGCAUUGAGUGAUCUAUUUCUUCUCUCCAACCAGAGGAAAGAAACCAUUUCCUAUGAUAUUUCUGUGCAAAUGCUUGAAAUUUACAAUGAGCAAGUCAGGGAUCUCCUUUCUGCUGAGGGUCUAAAUAAAAGAUAUCCUUUAUAACAGACUUAUAUAUGUUUCUCUGUAAUCUCUCAAAAUGGGAUUAAUGUACCUGAUGCAAACCUUGUACGUGUAUCAUCAACAUUUGAUGUCAUAAAUUUGAUGAACCUUGGGCAAAAAAAUCGCGCAGUUAGUGCUACAGCCAUGAAUGACCGGAGUAGUCGAUCUCACAGCUGCUUGACAGUUCACGUUCAAGGAAAAGACAUCACUUCAGGAAACAUUCUUCGCGGCUCUUUGCACCUGGUUGACCUAGCAGGAAGUGAAAGGGUAGAUAAAUCUGAGGUGACAGGGGAUAGGUUAAAAGAGGCACAACACAUCAACAAAUCUCUUUCUGCUUUAGGAGAUGUAAUCUCUUCUCUUGCUUCAAAAAACUCACAUGUUCCCUAUAGAAACAGUAAACUUACUCAGUUGCUCCAAGAUUCACUUGGAGGACAAGCCAAAACACUCAUGUUUGUUCACAUUGCUCCAGAGUUUGAAGCUCUUGGAGAAACAAUUAGUACACUUAAAUUUGCAGAAAGGGUUGCCACAAUUGAGCUUGGUGCUGCUAAAGUGAACAAAGAUAGUGGAGAAGUGAAAGAGCUUAAAGAACAGAUAGCUAGUCUUAAAGCAGCCUUAGCGAGAAAGGAAGGAGAGCCCGAGCAGCUGCAAUGUACGCAAUCCAUGUCCGGUAGCUUAGAAAUAAAUAGAUCGAAGCAUGGAUCAUCCUCUUCUCUUCCUAAAUGGCAUAGUUUCAGUGAGCUAUCUAGCAACCAUGCUAACACUGAGAAUGAAUCAUCAUCCACAUCAAGGAGAGAUAGUUUGGAAAUCCAAGAAAUGUUAACCAAUCCAUCUCUAUGGCCACCUCUUGGCAGUGCUGCUUCAAGUGCAAAGGAGGAGGAUAGAGAUUCAGCUUCUGGUGAGUGGGUUGAUAAAGUCAUGGUGAACAAGCAUGACAACACAAGGAAGGAUCAAAAUCCGUCAGCAAGCAGGGAAGUAGGCAAUGAACAAUUGCCUGAGAAGUUCUUUCACAGUUAUAUUCGUGGUCCUACGAAGAUAUAUCCAGAACAAAACUUUAAUAAAUUGAGUGCAAACAAGAAGGGCAACCAUGACUAUGAUCAGCAACGAAUUCGGUCUGAAGGUGGCUCUACUGAUGACUCUGAUCAUGAAGCUGCAACUAGUGAUUGUUCUGAGACAGACUCAGUUUGGCAAUCCAAUAUUCCUAAAAUUACCAAUGUUCCAAACGGGUUGGCAUCUAAAUCAAAGAAACAGCAAACCAAGACCGUAAAGAGCACAGACUUUAAGAGUUCGAUUCCAUCGCUAAUUCCUUCACCAUCAACCCGGAAGUCAUCUAAUGGAGUUAAUCCAAAUAUGCACAAGGGAAAGAGGAAAACUGGAUCUACAAAGUGAUUAAACUGAAGUGUUAAAGGAACUGUCAUCUUCAUUUUUUUCUUCUUUUUGUGACUUUCUAUCCCUUUUCUUGCUCUUUUUCUGGUGUAUCUAUCACUUUGUUGGAUUGAA
Molecule: messenger RNA, 3385 nt
Organism: Durio zibethinus
Lineage: Eukaryota; Viridiplantae; Streptophyta; Magnoliopsida; Malvales; Malvaceae
Source: RefSeq, a predicted model, not a curated record